AUGGCAAUUGUUAUCAUCACAUUUUGCGUGUUCUACUUUAUUGAUUUCAUCACACAACUCUUUGGCGGAGUUACUUCAGCAAUCGGUGUACCCAGUGCAUCCAUGUCACAAGCAUUUAUCGAACCGGUAGUGUCGAAGACACGAAAACGUCGAAAAGGCAUGCAUUUACAAGAGAGCUGCACUCAAAACUCGUCGUCAAUUUCACAAGCCGACAGCACUCAAGCGAACACGAGUUCAACAGUGGACACCGCGAAGUCAAUGAAGGAUAUGUUGACUAAGAGCUUCCGACCAGGAUCAAGAACGCAUGCACCACCGGAAUCCUCACAGAAACCGGCAGCUGCUAUGACUCAGUUGAAGCCCGUCAGUGCGGCAGACAUCUCAUCGAGUAGAAAUCUGGCUGGGCGCUCACCAGGCACAACCGAACAGACGCCCGAAACUCGUAAAACUAGUGCGACGAGAGAUGUCAACAGAGAUUACUGCGAUACUCCAAGUGUUGAAUUUCUCUGCUACGACCAACUUGACGAACGCUAUGGAUUACCGUACGCAGAUGAUUUUUCGGGUGAUGAAUUUGGUCACUAUCAAUACGAACAAGCUCAGGUUUAUUUGCAGUACAUUGCUAAAUUAGAUGAAGUUCGCACUGAGUUCUCGAUCGACGACGUCUCAGAUCCCGACAAAUCACUAGACGAAUGGGAAAACCUUGAUGCCGUUGGCAUGUCGCCUGAUAUGCCAACGAUGACGUCGUCUGAUGAUGAUUGUACCGAAUCAAUAUACGACCAAGCUUUAAAUGUAUUCAAUAGGAUAAUAGCAAAAAAAGAAAAUCAAGCACAGAAGAACAUUUUCAACGCUCAGGAAGGACGUACGGAAAAGGGACCAGGAGAUUUUGAGUGCAUUACAAAAACUACCGAAAUGGAAAAGUUGCUCUCUUCGUCAGAGGAGAGUCAAAACAAAUUGGACAAAGGUGAUAUGCGGCCUGAACAAAAUGAUAAUCUUCGUCGUGUCCCAAAUUUUCUGGAUUCAGAAGUCCAAGCUCGAUGCGAUGUUGAGGAUACUGAGGUGCCACGUGAACUUAGUUUAUCUAACUGCGAGGAACCGUUACAUUCUCAUCGUUCACAGUUGUCUGUAGACGAUAACGCUUCCCAUUCUGAAGAUGGACGUCGUACAGCCAAAUCGCUGAGUGUGUUUAGUAUAAGGCAAUCGAUGGAGAUUCGCGGCUAUCAUCAUGUUCUUUUCACUUAUCCAGAUCCAACACCACAUAAGGUCUUUUUGACUGGAUCAUUUUUCGGAUGGAAAAUGUCAUUACCGAUGCAACGUGAACGAAAUGCGUUUCGGCUCAAAAUUACUCUUCCUGCUGGUGAACAUCAGUACAGAUUUGAAGUACAUCGUCAUCCGACUAGUUCAACAUCUGAUAUACCGUAUAUCGCCCAGGAAUAG
This is a messenger RNA of Angiostrongylus costaricensis, 1431 nucleotides long. Lineage: Eukaryota; Metazoa; Nematoda; Chromadorea; Rhabditida; Metastrongylidae. The record is from the annotation of a GenBank genome assembly.